Molecule: messenger RNA, 894 nt
Organism: Entamoeba invadens IP1
Lineage: Eukaryota; Evosea; Mastigamoebida; Endamoebidae
Exons: 1
Coding region: 1-894 (297 amino acids)
Source: RefSeq, a predicted model, not a curated record
AUGAGAAUUAAUCAAUGUUUGGUCUUAUUCUCUACAUUGGUGUUAAUAUUUUUAGUGGGACAACUCACCCUCUUUAGUCCAAGGCGACUUCUUGUGGACAAUAAAAAUUAUGUUCGUGACAGCAAUCUGAGCGACAACGAAGAAAUGGAGAAGAGGAAGGACAAUCUUCCGAAGGUGAAUGAAACGGCGUAUAACCCACUGAUUCGUCCAAUGACGUAUCCCAUCCCUUCUCCAAAAGAAGAAAAGAAAUAUAAUAUUGCGGUGUUACCACUUCCUGGAAUGAGAGUUACACACACCCCAAAACACAGUCAUAUGAACUUCACGGUACUGAGUUAUGAUACCACUACUAAGAACAAUUGGUGGCCAUCUAAAGGGUAUUACAUCGGAAUAUUUGGAUUUGAAUAUCAGACAGUCAAUAAAGAGCAAUACACAUAUCAACAAUAUCAAGAAGAUAUCACAAUCAAUCACUACCUCUUCGAAGCAUCAAAGAAUAAACAGCUCGCUCAAUUCGACUACGUCUUCAUCGCUCCAGCAACUAUCCAAUUCGACGCUAAAAUGUCGGACGACCUCUACGAACUCAUUAACCACGCUUCUCAACUCGACGAAGAAAUUUGUUUCAUACAGAGUUAUAUGACUAAAGAAGAUAGAACAAAGGUCGGAAUGGUUCAGAAUCAAUACCGUUUGAAGGUCGAGUGGCCUCUCUUCUCGUAUCAUAGUCUCUCGGGUAUGAUCAUCCCACCUCCUUUAAUGACUAAAAUCACUUCAUUUGCUAUUACUGCUAAUUACUUGAAUAGGUAUGACCUCCUCGCUCAACACUUUUGUGAGAUCGUCGACCAACCUGUUAUUGUCUCCCCUUUCAAUAUUUACAACUUACAGAAGAACAGCUAUAACUAA